Helianthus annuus (common sunflower) is the source of this 1332-nucleotide messenger RNA. Its product is annotated as FK506-binding protein 5-like. The record is from RefSeq and is a predicted model, not a curated record. The transcript is spliced from 2 exons. Bases 1 to 1332 code for a protein of 443 amino acids. Lineage: Eukaryota; Viridiplantae; Streptophyta; Magnoliopsida; Asterales; Asteraceae.
AUGUGUGUUAAGAAAGUUGAAUCUGAGAACAAGUCUUUGCUAAAGAAAAUUGAAGCAUAUCAGACAGAAAUUGAUAUUCUAAAAGUUAAAGUAGCAGAGUUAGAAGAAGAGAAAGCGCACAGAGACGAACAAAAUAAGUACUUUGAAUUGAAGAACAAAGAACUUGAAGCUGCCAAAGCAAUGAAAGAACAUGAGUUGUAUAUGAUGAAUAAAGUGCCUGAAAAUAUGCUCGGAAAGUCUAUAGAACAGAGGUUUGAAGAGAUAGAAGUUGAAAAGUUAAGAGCAAAAUGUCAAGCUGAAAUUGAUGCUGAAAUGAAGUAUAAAGGAAAGAUGAUGUGUUCAGAAUCUCCUGUUCAGAAUCCUCGCCCGAUAUCUGCUGUGUCUGCUAUCUUUAAGGAAGAUGUGUUACUCGAAGAUGAUGAUGAGGAAGAUAAAGUUGAUGAUGCAGAUGAUGUGUUCUCUGCAAGCAGUCAUAGUGACGAUGGUAAUGAUGAUGAUGAUAGUCAGGGUGGUACUGGUGUCAAAGUUACUGAAGCGUCAAAUGAACAGAAUGUUGAUGAUUAUAUGCAUGAUGAUGCGAAUGAAGAUCAUGAGAGUGCUGAAGGUGAGGGGGAGCAAGUGGAUGAUCAAAAUGUUGAUACAGUUGAAAAGUUGAUUUUACGUCUGGAGCCUGAAAUAGAGGAAGGUGAAAUUAGGCACACGUAUACAAUGGCUGAGAUUAUCGAGCUGACGAAAAUUGAUGAUCCUGAUUUUAAGUUUGAUUUUGAAGAAGAGUUGAAUGCUUUCGAUAUCAACCAACAACCUGAGUAUGAGUACAAGUAUGUUGAUGAGGCUGAUAACUAUGAUAGGGUUGAGGUUGAGGAUUGUACUGAUGAAGAUAGUGUGAAUGAAGAUACUUCAGAAUUUCCAACUCUUGUAGAGUUCUUCAUUCAAGAGAACAUAGAUGAACUAAGGAGAAAGGUUGCUGAAAUUCUGAAAGAUAAGAAAUUUGAUUGUACGACAAAAGAUCCACAGAAGGAAGAAAGAAAGAAGUGGUUCCGUAAAGAUACUGAAAGGAAGUUCAAGCGUCCUUUGAAGUUUUACAAGAGAGAUAGAGAUGUUCCGCUUGGUGAUAUCAUUAGCUGGGGAUUUCUACCUCAAGUUAAUGCAUAUGCUAUUCGUAGAGAAUACGGUGUGCAAUACUUUGAACGUCUUUAUGAUAUUAUGUCCCUACCUUGGUGGGAUGUAGAAGAGUUGUCAAAGGUUAGAACAUUGGGCUACCCAAUCAGAAAGAAUGAUGUGCCUAUGUGGGGUUUGAUAAAGUAUGAAUUGUUGAAAAACUUCAAGCACUAG